CAGUAAACACAAAAAUUGAAACAAUGGCAGUGAGUUAUCCAAACAUUAAACUGCUUCCACUCCAUCUUCUUCCAAGGCAAGUCUACACAUCUCACGGUCUUCACUUUAACAAAAAAGGGAAAGUCAGAAUAGCUGAAAUGGUUAAUAAAUUAAUGCAAAUCAAAGGACCUCACCAAAACCCAGCCGAUGCAACAAAAGUUCCGUCCAAUAUGAUCCAACAUCGCAAUGGUGGCGGGAUCAUAGUUGUGGAAGAAGAGAUGAGUAAAGUUAUAGAACGGUAUAAUAAUGAUCCUACUGUAGGUCUAGCACACACAGUUUCCCGUGAUUUUCAAAUGUCUGCAGGUGUGGCUGUUGUGUUUCGAAAGAAAUUCGGUCGCCCUCAGAUGUCUGACCUCAUUUUUCAAAAUCUAGCAUAUCAGCAAGUCAAUGAAGGGCUUUCAGUGUAUAGUUUGGUGACAAAAGAGAUGUACUAUGGCAAGCCGACCAAUGAAGAAUAUGAUACAGCUUUUCAACAACUAAAAAUAGAUUUUCAAACUAGAGGCUUAAAAGUGCUGAUAUGCUCUGCCAUGGGUUGCGUUAGGGAUUUGAUCCAGCCACAGCACUUUGUUGAUAGAAUAAGCGAGUUUCAGAAGGCAACAGGAGCUACAGUCUAUAUAGUAUCCUAUAACCAAGAAGUGAAACGUAAACUGUGGCGUGGGAUGUCACAUGAGGAGUUCGUGAAGACGUUACGACAACUGAUUGCUGACCGAAUGGAACGAGAGCAGAGUUCAGCGCCUGAAGAGAACAAGGCUGAGGACCGAUCAGCAACUCCUGACAUCAACUCUGCCCAGGCCUCAGGAUCCAGCAAUGAAUUCACUCCCCCUGCUUUGGUCCCCUGA
Homalodisca vitripennis (glassy-winged sharpshooter) is the source of this 878-nucleotide messenger RNA. RefSeq lists its product as uncharacterized. The transcript has a single exon. The record is from RefSeq and is a predicted model, not a curated record. The coding region runs from base 24 to 878 and encodes 284 amino acids. Lineage: Eukaryota; Metazoa; Arthropoda; Insecta; Hemiptera; Cicadellidae.